Sabethes cyaneus is the source of this 9511-nucleotide messenger RNA. RefSeq names its product A disintegrin and metalloproteinase with thrombospondin motifs 1 (gene AdamTS-A). Lineage: Eukaryota; Metazoa; Arthropoda; Insecta; Diptera; Culicidae. Gene Ontology annotation, biological process: proteolysis; extracellular matrix organization. The record is from RefSeq and is a predicted model, not a curated record. Gene Ontology annotation, cellular component: extracellular matrix. Gene Ontology annotation, molecular function: metalloendopeptidase activity; zinc ion binding. The transcript has 24 exons. Bases 1833 to 7148 code for a protein of 1771 amino acids.
AGCGUUUGGCCGAAGAAGGAAGGCAAAGGCUUUCGAAGCAUUUUGAAACUGUUUGAAUUAAUAUUUAAUAAGUGACGACGACGAGGGCGACGACGUCUCGUGCCAAGUGCAAAGCCAAGUGCUUAUACGCGUUCGGGUGCGUUUCGCGAAUUUUGCUGCGAGUAGACUUUAUAGAAGAAGUAGUAGAAGAAGGCGAAAAUAAAAAAAAACGAAAACGUUUAAUUGUUUGCAGUUAAGAACUUGUUACCUCUAGAGGAAAAAAAAAUUCGGGUCGCCGGUGCUUGCUGCGAGAGAUCGGGUUUUGAUUCGAGCUUAAGCCUUUCGAGGGGUCGAAAGAGUUCUACGGCGUGAAAAUUGCGGAUACAAGUAGAUCAUUCCCUGCCAGAACUGGAAGUACAACUCCCGUGGCUCUCGAGUUUCAUUCAAUGAAUUUGGCUUCAUUCAGCAGUUCCCUCAUCACGAAUUCUGAACAAUCGACGUUGCGCUUAGAACUUCGAAGAAUUGCUGUGGCAAGCGGGAGCUUUAGGUUUCAGCCUUGAUCGUGUUGUGCCUGGCUGGCAGAAACGAAUUCCAGAAUUCCAGCAGCAGUGAGUGUAGUGAACGAACGCGGCGCGGGUGCAUCCGGACAAGCGCGCCCAGAUUCCCAUAGGAGGAUUGACAGUAGGAGCGAGCGAGGCGUUCGCGUUCGUUGGGCCGCGCAUGGGAACCUCUUCGGUGCCAUAUGUGUUGGUGCGGUCAGUCCGAGCGAGCGUUGUACGAUUGAAAAACGUGAUGAAUAUUCAUCGAAAUUGAUUUCGGGUGUCUUUCCAACCUGUUUUUUUUGGUUUAAUUUUUCGGUUUCGUACUUUAUCUAUCGAAUGUGUUUCGUUUCACGUUUCCUGCUUGCCGGUUGUGAUAGUGUAAGCUUCGCGCGCGCUUGAUAGGGGAGAGAGAAAAAAGAAGCAUUUUUUCGUAGAUUAUGCUUAUUAGCACUCUGUUAAAUAAUCCCAACCCGAAAUCCGAAAAGCGGUUCUGAAAACGAACAGAGCGUAGUGCGAUAAAUCGAGAAAUGUAAGGUGAUUUGUUGGGUGACAUUUUUCCGAUUUUUUUUUCGCUCUGUAAACUCUGUAAGAAGAGAGAAGAAAGUAGCAUACAUAAAUUUGCGCUUGUUGUGAAGUGUCAUCGGUGGUUAGUGAACGCAACACGAAGAAAGUACAGUUUUAAUGUUUUUUUUUGCCUGUAAGUUAAUUCGGUAAUUUGUAAGUUAAGUAAUCGAAUAAUUAGUGACGCGAUUAGUGACUGCCAAGCAAAGCAACGAAAGUUCUACAUACUGACGUGUACGAAGAUUGUUACAAAAUAAAUCAGAAGAGAUUGUUUGUUACAAAAAUCAAAAGAAGCAGAAGCAGUAAACAGCAGCUCGUGUUGACGGAAACAAGCGGCAGAACGUGCUUUCGAUUUUUUCCGUAAGGUACGUUCGAGUCCGUUUCAAUCCGGUCGGUUGAUGCUAAGGUGUGAGCUACGCCAUAAAUUAAGACGAUCGCGUGGGUGUUUCUUGGACGACGAGGACAGUUCGGGGCCUCAGUUCGCAACAGCCGCUUGAUGCAUUGACACACGUGAAUCCGGGGCUGUGAAACUGCGCCGGUGCGCGGGUCCACAUCAUCCUCCGUUCGAGCUUCGAGAUCGAAGACCCUGGCAGUGGCCGAGGCCAGGGUGCCGCUAUUGCUGGUGGUGGUAGACAGGACGACGACGACAACGACAACGACGACGACGACGAUACCGGCGGUCAUCCCGUUGUUCGCACGAUUGGCGGCUUCCGCCCGUGGUGCAUCACCUGUUUCUCCUCUUGCCACACAAUGACGACCCGCUGGUCUUCGCCCAAGUGCUGGAUUUACACCGUCGUCGGAGGAGUGCUGCUGAUAAUAGUGACGUUGAUAGUGAGCUUUGUGCACCACGGCAGUGCAAACCAGCACCAUGUGAUCGAUAACAGUGAUAACAGUGUGGUGGAUAGGUUAGGUACGUUCCCGCAGAAAGUUGGAGAAGGACCGCCGACGACGCUGAUUUCACCGACGGGUUUGCCCCCAGGGGGGACUGGAACGGCCCACGGCAGCACGACAGAUGACGGUGACGGUGAUGAUGAUGAUGAUGAUGGUGGUGAUGACGGCGGUGAUGAUGAUGCGAAUAUUCUGCGAAGACCGCUGGACGGUAGUUCCGCUGCAGCAUCAUCAUCUAAUGCGUCGCCCGUUCCCGUGAACGAUCACGACAAUGUAAUUCCACGGCUGCCCGGUUCGGACCCGUCGGAAGAGGUUCGCAUUAAACCUACCAAACUGACGCAACCCCUGCAUGCCGACGAUCUGCUGUACGAUUCCAAGACGACAAGUGCCGAUACCCCCGGAGCUCAGCAUGCACAGAAAUUCCACUGGACCGGAUUGUUCCGCCAUCGAUCCUCACGCAUCUGGGAUCCACAUCCGGAGUACAGGAUCGAGGCAUUUGGCCUCAAUAUGCACAUAAAACUGUCGCAAGAUAGCAGUUUUAUGCCUGAAGACAUUAAGGUGACACACGUAUGGCAAAACGAAACACUUCGCAAACCGGAGGACCAUCUGGAUCAUGCCGGCCUGCAGGGAUGUUUCUAUCGUGGCCGUGUGGAGGGCGAUAAAAAAUCCACCGUCACCGUAUCGCUCUGCGAGGGAAUGAAGGGACACAUUCGCACCUCAAACGGUUCGUUUUUUAUCGAACCGGUGGAGAAGUAUUCCAACGAGGACACCAACAUUUUGCACAUUCUUUCGCGGGAACGCGCCGGUCAGAUUCUCACCGUGGAUGACGACGUGAUAGAACCGGCGGAAAAGAACGCCGGCAGUAAUUGCGCCCUGGAUACCAAACAGGAAGAGCAUGAUAAACACCUGGAGAGCAUCGAGCUGACCGGCAGUAACGGUAACGGUGACGGGGCUGCCAACGGCGGAGGCCACCGUCAGCGGCGUAAGCGCAGCACGGCCCACAUCGCGAACAACGAGUACACGAUCGAGGUGCUGGUCGCUGUCGAUAAGAAGAUGCAGGAAUACCACCGCGACAAUCUCAAAUCCUACGUGCUGACGCUGAUGUCGAUCGUUUCCAGCAUUUACGCCGACGCCAGUAUUGGAAAUUCAAUUAAGAUAGCAGUGGUGCACAUUCUGUACCUGCACCAAAACCUCGCAGCACAUAGUGCACUUGAUCUGAACGGCAGCAAAGGCGUUUCCGCUUCCGAGAUGCUGCAGGGCUUCUGCCGGAUCAAGCAGGCUUCCAACUUUCAUCACGAUACGGCCUUCCUGCUGACGCGGGAGCAAAUCUGCCGGCACCAGAUGAAGUGCGACACGCUCGGGCUGGCCGAGCUGGGAACCAUGUGCAAGCGGUCCUCGUGUGCGAUCGUGCAGGACAACGGCCUUUCGGCGGCGUUCACGAUCGCUCACGAGCUCGGUCAUGUACUCAGCAUGCCUCACGAUGACGAUGUACGGUGUGGUCCAUUUCGAGGAGAAAGCAGCACCAAGCAGAACAUCAUGUCCCGAAUGUUGGACCAAAACACCCAUCCCUGGUCGUGGUCCAACUGCUCACGACAUUUCGUCACCGAGUACCUCGAGCAAAAACAAGCCAGCUGCAUGUUGGACAAACCAACGACCGAUCUGAUCGAACCAUCCUCUUCGACAACCAAGCUAGCGGGAGAAAAAUUCACCAACAAUCAACAGUGCGAGCUGGUGUUUGGCAACGGAUCACGGAUCUGCUCGUACAUGCCGGUCUGCAAACGCCUUUGGUGCAACAACGGCGAUGAACUGCUCGGCUGUCGGACGCAACACAUGCCCUGGGCGGACGGAACGAGCUGCGGUGAGAACCAGUGGUGCCAGAAGGGCGAAUGCGUGCACGUUAACCGGGAGGCUCUGCAACCGCAGGACGGUGGCUGGGGCCAGUGGAGUCCUUUCAGCGAAUGCAGUCGAAGCUGCGGCGGUGGAGUUCAGAUAUCCACGCGGGUGUGCGAUUCGCCUUCGCCGGAAAAUGGUGGAAAAUAUUGCAUUGGAAUUCGGAUGCAGUACCGGUCUUGUAAUAGUCACGAUUGUCCAGAUGAUACGCUCGACUUCCGGGAGGAGCAAUGCCACGAGCUGGAUGGUAAUAACUUUGAAAUUCCAGGACUGGAGAAGAAUGUCAAGUGGAUUCCGAAGUACGGCGUUAAGGCGGAAGAUCAGUGCAAGCUGUACUGUCGGGUGAAAAAUUCCAACAGCUAUUUUUUGCUGCGUGAUAAGGUGAAAGAUGGGACUUCGUGCACCCAUCCGCACGAGAGCUUCGACAUGUGUAUCAAUGGGCAGUGUAGGAGGGCCGGUUGUGAUUACGUGUUCGAUUCCGAUGCCCGGUUGGACAAGUGCGGCGUUUGCCGGGGAAAUAAUGACACCUGUAGUGAUGUGAACGGCGUGUUUCCGUUCAGUAAGAUCCAUCAUUUGAAGAAACCGUACGUGCAGAAGAUUGUCCGUAUUCCACGGGGGGCCACCAACAUCGAGAUUAUACAGCGAGGCUAUAAAGAUGAUGGAAACUAUUUAGCUCUUCGUGAUGAGAACAACGAAUACAUCUUCAACGCACCAAAGAUGUCCGUGGUGUCCGGAUUUAAGAAGCGUCUUUUUGCCGGUGUUAUGCUGGAGUAUAACGGACCGGAUGAGGCUAUCGAAGUUAUUCGGUCCGACUUCGGGCACCCUUUGAAACGAGAUUUAACGGUGGAAAUCUUUUCCCACUCGAAAAUGCAUGCCGUAAGCGAAAAUAUGGUCGAAUAUAGUUAUACCAUUCCGAAUGAUAGGCCGCCGAUAAAGGUAACCAAGACGACUCCAGUCUACGUCCAACAUCAUCCAAGUCAAAAUAGCAUUCCCAACUACCAGUGGAAGAUGUCGGACUGGAGUGAGUGCGAUCAAAGUUGCUUCGGAAAACGGCAUCGAACGGCGGGUUGUUACGAUAUCGAAACCGGCAAGGAGAAGCCCAUCUCGUUCUGCCGCAACAGUGCAAAACCGAGGGAAGACUACGAAGCGUGUAACACGGAAUGUAAAUUUGAAUGGGAAGCAACCAGUUCCGAGUGUUCCAAUUCCUGCGGCGAAGGAGUUACGAAUGUUCAAUAUCAAUGCGUGCAGCGGUACAUCAAAACCCAGCAAACCAAUCCAGUUGAUCCGACAUACUGUGUCAAUAUUCGCAAACCAAAUACGUUGGAAAAAUGUCACGGACCGUGCCCGGAUGCAACCUGGUCGUAUAGCGAAUGGGAACCGUGUUCACGCACGUGUGGUGGUGGAAGGCGAAACCGUACCGUUCGGUGCCUCUCGGCUCCCGAUGGGUUCCGGAUAAACGAAAGCUUUUGCGCCGUGAAACCGAAGGAGGAAACCCACCAGAGCUGCAACGUUCAAAGCUGUCCCGAGUGGGUCACAGGAGAAUUAACCCCGUGCUCGGUGACCUGUGGCGAAGGACAGCAACGGUACGCUAUCUACUGUGUACUAAACAAUGUUAGCAUAAAUGCAGCUUUAUGUGGCACCCGCCCGGUGGCAGUGAUCGUCAACUGUACCAUGCCACCCUGCGAGAAGAAGCAAGAACCACCUGCGUACGCUUACUCGGGAGAGGAAACGAAAUCGAUCGUCAGCCAGCAGCAGGACAGCAAGUACUAUCCGGCGCUGCACACCGGAAGCGUCACCUUCCACAACGUGUCCUCGCAGCCGUACAAAUGGUGCACCAGCGUGUGGAGCAUGUGCAAUGCCAAGUGCAACGGAGGCGUCAAACAGCGCAAGGUACAGUGUUGCUACAAGCACAACGAGUCGCGCAUCGUCGACGAUCUGUACUGCCAUCAGGAGAAGAAACCACCGGAGGAAACCAACUGCGGCAACUUCCGGUGUCCCAUGUGGAACUUCGGCCAAUGGAGCGAGUGCAAUGACGAUUGCAAGCGCUAUCGUCAGGUGCGUUGCGUAGAUCACCGGGGCAAGGAAAGUACCGAGUGCCCACUGCACCAGAAACCACCCGAAGUGGAGUCGUGUUGCCAUUUCCGAUGGAGGAUUACUAACUGGAAGCCUUGUAAUGUGACGUGCGGUGGUGGCGACGGUUACCGAACCGGAGAGCGUGUAUGUAUGCGUCUAUUCCCGAAGUCCGAGUACAAUCCGCACCCGGUCAAGACCGGCCGCAAAGUGGAUGCCAAACUGUGCGCGCACGUGAAGAUUCCACCGGCCAAGAAGCUUGUACGCAAGUGCAAACCCUGCCAGUUCCGUUGGGAAGUGUCCCCGUGGUCAAAGUGUUCGGUCGGCUGCGGAGCCGGGUUGGCGACUCGCAACGUCACCUGUAGCAACGGCCGAAGUACGUCCACCGUUUGUGACGCCAAACACAAGCCGAGCAACGUGAAAUCUUGCGAGACGCAAAGUUUUUGCCGCUGGAGCACCGGACAAUGGAGCAGAUGCAAAUGCGAUGGCUACCAGAGGCGAGGCGUCAAAUGUUAUGACGAAUUAACGAAAACCGAAUCGAACCGUUGCCCGGAACGGAGACCGGAGCAGAAGAAAAAGUGUCACCCAAAGCCGAACUGUCGGCCACGGUACAGCAAAUCGAUCAGCCUCACCUGCCAGGAUGUACAGCGAAACCGGCGGACGCUGAUGGACGGCGAGUACACGCUGCACGUCAAGGAUAGGCCGGUAACGAUUUACUGUCACAAUAUGACGACCAACACGCCGACCGAGUAUCUCACGCUAAAGUCAGGUUUGGUCGAAAACUAUGCCAUCCACAACAAUAAACGGGCAUCGAACGCGAACCUUUGUGCGCCCUCGUCGGCGGAUUUCGUGGACGAAAGUAUAGCCUACGGAGCGACACAUUACCGCAAGAUUCGACUGAACAUCCAAACGCUCCAGGUGGUGGUCGGUGAUCAGCGGUUUACCGACGGUUCCGGAAAGCCGCAGUCAUUCGGUUCGGCCGGCGACUGCUACAGCAAUACCGGCCACUGUGCGCAGGGAGAUUUUUCGAUCAACCUGGAGAAUACGCCGUUCCGCAUUCGACCCCAGACCCGGUGGGAAACCAAGGGACAGAACUCGGUGAUACAUUUCCUGAUACCGCUGGAGGCACCAUACCAGAAGGUGCGAGCGCGCUGUGGUGGCUAUUGCGGAACCUGUUCGGUGUCCCAAAGUAGUGGACUGUUCCUAGAGUUGAUAUAAGCCUGGCAGCUGGUAUAUCUCUAUCCUAUUUGCUUUGCUUCGACAAGAGCUAACAUCGCUGCGGGCCCACCGGUUAUGGGCUCCGCUGACAGCUGCUGCCGAGUCCAUCGAGUGUUGGAAACAAAACCACAUGGAGGCCGGCCACGCCAGCUAUUUGGUAUAAGCAAUCACUCACGUCCGAUACCGCGUGCCAGUCAAGUGUGUAUGUCAUCCACAUUGAAGUACAUCAUUUACCAAGUAUUCGACCAAGUAACUGUAUUUGCUUAGAUGGAAAACCUACGAGAUCUACGAUCAGAGCUGCCACUGACAAAAUGAAACCCGUACUAUUAUCGAGUGCCAACACACCCACACAUUAUUACUUUAAGCAAGAGAGAGUAUUUAUUUGAAUAUGCCUUAAACACAGCAACUUAAACUGUGCUUUGUAUGUAAGAAAAAUCUUUUUUAAAAUUUGAAAAAGAUGUUCAGUAAUGAUAAAGGUAAAAGCGAAUCUAUAGUCGUUCAGAAAACGGUCCCGCGAGAGUCAAUUUAGCACUAGAAGCGAAGGCAGUGCUGCCAGCUGGAGGGCAAAUAAAGACUGACGGAAGGUUGGAGUUUAUUUUAACGAGUAAUUUACUGCUGUUGCGGCGGCGCCGACAGCGCAGAUUGACACUCGCGGAGCAUCCGGACCAAUCACCUCCUGUCCCAGUUCCUGUUCGGUUUUAUCGGGCAAAUUGUGACAGUGCGGAACGCUUUGGAUAUUAUUAAAUUUAUAAGAGCCUAUAUAUGAUAAACAACUUGACACUAGUUUUGUGUGCGUGCUUCCAUGUUAGUAGUGAAUCGACCGCUUGCAAAAAAAAACAAACAAACAAAUCAUUCAGAUUUCGUUUUACAUGUAAAACUUAAACAAAUGUGUCAUAACGUGCCUCAAAACUAAAAGUGCUUUCAACAGGAAACAAUCGGAAUGUUUAGGAGUUCACCAAAGUACAAAAAGUUUUGGAAUCUCAAUGCAAGUCUUCUGGAAGACUUUACCUGCGAUCAAAAAUACUCAAACUAUAGCUUAAAAUCGAAUACAAGCAUAAUUCGCUGCCUACCACUAAUGUUAUCUCAAACUAAGUAUUAUUCAGAAGCUCCUUUAAUGCCGUAUCAUUUUUAUAAAAAAAAUAAUUACUAGAAUAGUAAAAAAAAUAUAUUAACAGUGUUCAAACGAAUUGAAAGCAUUGAAUGAGCCACUUUGUGCGAACAAACAGGGCCCACAGUUCAUACCUAAAUAUCUAGAGGAGGAGCAGAGUUUUAGUGUUCUAACAAAGUUUUUUGUCCGGGGAAAAAGCACAAUUUGUUUAGAGAAUAUCGAGAGAAAGAAAAAAAAGCUAGGUUUAGUGAAAACAAACAAGUCGACAAUCUGCCGCCGCGUCAACAACAAUUUGAAAACUAAACCAACGGAAGAUAUCUACAAGGAAGCAUCAAACUGCCAUACCUAGCUUGUAGUAUCCGUAAAGUAUCGCUACUUUUCGCGUUUAAACUAGAUGUUUUUUUUUUGUUAUCUGUACCCUCAAGUUAUGCCACCGUACUAAAAACGUACAGAAACUUACUAAAACCUAAACCACUAGCGUGUAAGUUGAUUCGGUAAAAAAGUAUUAAGCACUGGUCUGCGUUUUUUUUUUUUGUAUUUCACUUUGUUUUCGGACACACCAACCACACUUCUAUAAGUUUUAGAAGAAAAAAACUCGACCAUUCUUUGUAAAUAUCACCGUGAUUUAACACCUAUGGCAUUAAAGAUAAGAUUCCCCCCUCCUUUUCGAUCUAUCCGUUCUAUCACAAGUCACGCUACGAAACACAAAAUUUUGCAUAUUAAAUUGAUGGUAUUUUUUGCACACCCGCGCAUUGUUUUAGAGAAAUAUUUAUUUAUUGAAAAUUUACAAACUAGGUAAUUUUAGUUGAUAGUUAGUCUCUAGCACAGUUAGGCGGUGCUUUUGUGUAAUUUUUUGCCAUAUAUUAUAUUAAAGAAUGCUACACCACUGUCAUUACAUGCAUACAUCGUGAAAUCGUAAAUAGGAACAUAAUUGCAAAUUCAUUCACUGUACUUUUCCUGUCGCCUCAAAACGACGACACCGAAAAAAAAUAAAAAACAUUGAAAAUCGAUCAGAAAAUCGCUGAGUUUCUAACGCUCAAAAUGUGUCAUUUUUUCGUGACACUUGCAUUUUUAGAUUUUUUUAAAUGACUCUUCCAGUAAAACGUAGGGCUACGUCAAAACAAAAAACAAGCAAAAACAGUUGAUUAUAACAGUUGAAGAGAAAGUAUAACCCACACCACCCUCCUCGUACUAUAGUGUUAAAUGUUAUGAAAUUUUGAGCAAUAAAAUUGUUCGCAAAAAAGGAUUUUGUCAA